This is a messenger RNA of Mytilus trossulus (common blue mussel), 732 nucleotides long. RefSeq lists its product as uncharacterized. Gene Ontology annotation, molecular function: zinc ion binding; nucleic acid binding. NCBI's taxonomy places the organism in Eukaryota, Metazoa, Mollusca, Bivalvia, Mytilida, Mytilidae. The record is from RefSeq and is a predicted model, not a curated record. The transcript has a single exon. The coding region runs from base 1 to 732 and encodes 243 amino acids.
AUGAAAAGCGUUUUUGGCAAUGUAGAUGAACUAGAAACCAUCAUGGGUGACUUCUACAAUGCAAAGCAGAAGGAAACCGAGGAUGUUUCAGCAUGGAGUUGUCGCUCAAAAGAAAUACUUGAUAAAGCCAUCCAUUCAGGGAAAGUCAGUAAGCCACAAGCAGAUACCAUGAUGCAUGACAUGCUUUGGAAAGGACUUAGACCAGAUAUAAAGCAUAUUAGCCACUAUGAGAAGGAACGCUUUAAGACAUUUGAUCAUUUGCGUGUAGCUUUGAGAAAUAUUGAGAAAGAACAUAAUCUAGAUGAACUACCGAAGGUGAAAGCAACAUCAAAACAGGCCAUUGCUAAUGACAUGAAUGAGAAAGAGGAGGAAUCUGAACUUGUUACAACACUGAAGCAGAUAAACACACGCCUUGAACACGUAGAAUCUAGACAACAUAAUAAGCAACAAUUUGAAGAUCAACCAAAUCAACAACAACAAGACACACAACCACAACCGUACCAAGAGACAUUUAAUCAGUUUAGAGGUAGAGGAUACAAUAGAGGUGGUAGAGGAAAUAGAGGUUAUGAUAGAGGUUAUGGAAGAGGUUAUGGCAGAGGUUAUGGUAGAGGUUAUGGCAGAGGUUUUGGUAGAGGUUAUGGCAGAGGUUUUGGUCAGAAUCAACAUCAGUCUACUCAACCGAUUACAUGCUACCGUUGUGGAAGAGACUCGCACAUUGCCAGAGGAUGCUGA